AUGGCGGGAGAACACUUCAUGGAGGUGAUCCAAGAAUUGGCCGAUUCACUUGGUGGUAUGGAGCCAACCCCGCAGCAACUUGCCGAAGCUACUGGUGUGAAGGUCAAAGAGGCCAGAGACAUCCUCAAGGACUUGAAGGAUGAGCUUCCGCCUAUGAAGAAACAAAGGAAGUCAAAGGCAGCUGCAAAGCCGAAGGCUGCUCCUGCAGCGGCUCCGGAGGUGGAGACAAAGCACCCGUCGGAUGCUCCAGCUGACGUGCCUGCUCCUGCUAGCGAAGCCGAGCCUGCUGAGCCUGGACAACCAGGGCUGCCUUCGGCCCCGGAAGCUGCUGAUCCCGAGACGCCGCCGGUGGAACCCGAGAUCCCAGCCACGCAACCUGAUGCGGUGCCUGAAGGAGAAAAUGGGAUGGUAACGCCUCGAAGGCAAAUCAGCUUUGUGAGUUCUGAGAGGGAACCAGGUGAGCCUGCAGUGAUCACCCCUCCAGCGGUGAGUGAGCCGCCCCAUGAGACCGCCGUUGGUCCAGUGGAGCUGCCCAAGGAGGAGAUGGUGGUUGCCGCCCAGCGUGCGGCUGCGCCCGUGGCUUUGCAAGCUGUGGAUGCCAACAUGGAUGAGGGUAAAGUCACCACCAGCUCGCACCGCAAGCAGUACAUGGUCCUCCAGCGUGUUGCAAAUGGUCCUCGCGCCGCUGACUUCCCAGAGUUGGUGAAGAUGUUUCGCGGGACCAAGACUGAGAAGCUUUCAGCCUUGAGGGCAUUUGUGUCUUCAGGGGAGAACCUGGAAGCUGUGGAGAGCACGUUUGCAUCUCGCCGAUUGCAAUCGGAAACUUUGUCUAAGCUGCGCAGAUGCCUGACCAUCAGAGAAAUGCAACAGCUUGGACGCAGCACGCGCAAGAUUGAGGCCGUGGUUGCGAAAGGUGGUGUGCCAGAUGCAGACGCACCAAACGAUCCCGAUAGCAUGAGAUAUUGGGUGACCCUUGGCAUGGAAGAGACCAAUGUGGAAUCCACGGAGACUUCUGUGUCGAUUUCAGGGCAGGUGCGCAACCAGCAGGCCAUGGAGGCAUUGAGUUCCAAGAGUGUAGCAGCUCCUUUGGUAACCGUGCCUGACCCCAAUGAGAUGGUGCGAAACCAGCUGGCAGCGGCUGCAGCCUCCACAGCUCCGUCAGUUGGGGACGUUCGCAUGCAUGUGGCUCAGCUCCAAGCUGUGGUGAAAGAGCUGAAGAAGUCAGCUUGGCAAGUCUUUGGAUUUCUGAGUUCUGGGAACAUGUCUGAACACGUUUGCUGCCAGGGGCUACGUCCUGCCUUGAGCCCUGUACAGGUUGUCAAGCUCUUCGUCGUGCCCUUGAUGAAAGGCUUGCAGCUGUUUGGCGAUGAGGCGCAGAUCCAAGGUACUUCGUACAUGGCCCUGCACUGGUCUAGUGAACAGAGCCCUUAUUGGAGCAAAGCAAAACGCUCCAAGUUCCUGAUCGCCUUGGUGAAAGAAAGAUUACGAGCAGCCAGCAGGCAAAUCGUGCAGUGGUCCAGGCAUGGGUUGAAGAAGUUGCCCAAGCAUUGGGUACUGAACCGCUUCAGGUUAUCAUUGACAUCACAAAAGUUUUGCCACCUGACAGGGAAAGGUUGGCAUACAGACGUUGUCCUGAGGUUUCUUGAAACUUUCUUGCAGCGACCUGAUGUGAUUUGCGAUGAUGUGGUGAAGACCACAGUGUGGAGUGCUGUCAAUGUGAUUGAUGUGCUGUUUGCAUCUCGCCGGGACCAUGGCCUCUUUAUGGAGGAGCAGGACAUUCAACAAGUCCGAGCUGUUGGCUCCAUAUUUUGCAGUAGCUACCUCCAGUGCCAUCAAUCCUAUAUUGGGUUUUGUCCUUACUACAUGUUCAACAUUCGGCCUAAGUUUCACCUAUAUGUGCACCUUCUUGAUUCCACGUUGCGGCGCAAAAAUCCUUUGGUUGGUGCCACAUGGCUUGAUGAAUCUUGGAUCAGUGACAUCAUGACCAUCGCCUCCAAAACUCACAAGAAGAAAACUUUCUCCUCGACGCUACAGAGGUACCUGGCAGGACGGACGCAGGCUACGCUGUUUUUCUUUUCCGUUUUCCUUUUGUCUUCCUUGCAGGACUCAAAACUGAGUUGGAGCAGUUGCUGCGUGGGGGCCUCAGUUGGAUAA
This is a messenger RNA of Durusdinium trenchii, 2154 nucleotides long. The record is from the annotation of a GenBank genome assembly. Lineage: Eukaryota; Dinophyceae; Suessiales; Symbiodiniaceae.